AUGAGCCUCACAACUCAAGAACUGGAAAUUCUCUCUACAAAGGCCAUUGACGCCAAGGCAACUGCCUACUGCCCAUACUCCAAGUUCCGCGUCGGAGCAUGCAUUCUCACUACAUCCGGUGAAUUUAUCUCGGGUGCAAAUGUCGAAAAUGCUGCGUACCCUGUUGGUACAUGCGCUGAGCGAGUAGCAGUUGGAACUGCUGUUGUGUCUGGCCACAAGGACUUCAAGGCCCUGGCUGUCGCGACGGAUAUCACGCCUCCUGCGUCGCCCUGUGGAAUGUGCAGACAGUUCAUUCGCGAAUUCACUUCGCCCUCGUUCCCCGUCUACAUGUAUGACGGCGAAGGCAAGUACAAGAUCAUGACCAUGGCCGAGCUACUGCCCGACUCGUUCGGACCAGACCACCUACACAAGAAUGAGUAA
Messenger RNA from Penicillium antarcticum, 420 nucleotides. Its product is annotated as cytidine deaminase. The record is from RefSeq and is a predicted model, not a curated record. Gene Ontology annotation, cellular component: cytosol. The coding region runs from base 1 to 420 and encodes 139 amino acids. The transcript is spliced from 5 exons. Gene Ontology annotation, molecular function: cytidine deaminase activity; zinc ion binding. Lineage: Eukaryota; Fungi; Ascomycota; Eurotiomycetes; Eurotiales; Aspergillaceae.